Molecule: messenger RNA, 1128 nt
Organism: Spodoptera littoralis (African cotton leafworm)
Lineage: Eukaryota; Metazoa; Arthropoda; Insecta; Lepidoptera; Noctuidae
Source: the annotation of a GenBank genome assembly
AUGGGUCACCUGGCUUCCUUCCUCACGACGCUGUGGCUGACUUCGGCAGCUGCACAACUCGGCUUCAUCAAAGACUUAGCCAAAGACGUAACCCAGGGAGCGAAGAAUGAGGUGCAAGCCAUUGCGGACCCCCUCGGGAAGACUAUCGCCUUCAUCGGAUCUAGCCAAUGUUCGAACGUGCAGAAGCUGAUCGGAGUGACAUAUGAAAACUACGCGGACUCCGGACCAGAUCUAAGCCAGCUCACUCUGGUCUUCAUUACCAGGGCUAAAACUGUCACCUACAAUUUAACCCUGGCUCCCGAAGAAAUCCCCCUGGAGCGGUGGUUCAACCCUGAGCUACCGUUCAGGAUCUUCCUGCACGGGUUCACAGAUGACCCUUCCAAGUCCAGCUACCAGACCAUCAGCAAGGCCUUCCUUGAAGAAAAUGACGUGAACAUCUUGGCUCUGGACGCCAGCUCGCUGAUCCGCUGGUUCUACCUGCGGUCUACCGUCAUGGUGCGGUUCAUUGGAGAGAGGCUCGGCUCCAUACUGUCCGCCUUAGUACCUGCUGGUCUGGACCCCUCAAAGAUCCACCUGAUAGGUCACAGUCUGGGCAGUCACAUCGCAGGAUUUACCGGCAAGUCGUUCUACAACCAGACCGGGUACCGUGUUGGCAGAAUUUCCUCGCUUGAUCCUGCUGGACCCUGCUUUUCGAACCUGCCGAUAGACCUGAGGCUGUCCAAGGAAGACGCGGACUUUGUGGACGUUAUUCAUACUGAUGCCGGUGUAUAUGGACUAAAUGAGGCGAUUGGUCACGUAGACUUCUACCCGAACAGUGGCUCCGAACAGCCGAACUGUCUCUUCCAAACGUGCAGCCAUAGCCGAGCGUGGCAGCUGUACACCGAGUCUGUGCUGAUACCGGAAGCCUUCAUCGGGGCGCAGUGCUCCAGCUGGAAGCAGUUCAUGAAAGGAAACUGCAAUUAUAAUGACACCAGCAUCAUGGGUUACUACUGCCCCACGGACUCCCGCGGCAAGUACGACCUCCAGACCUCGAAUGAGUCUCCCUACGGCCGCGGAGUAGAAGGGCUCACCUACGUCAACAACGCCGGCAUCGUCAGGAACAUCAAGUACAUAGUCACCGGGAAAUAA